GACAGUUCCAAACACCUCCUCCUCCUCCUCUUCCUCCUCCUCUUCUUCAUUAUCACUUUCCUCCUCCUCCUCUUCGUCAUCAUCAUCUUCUCCCCUCCCCUCUUCUAUCUUACUCUCCUCCCCUUUCCUCUCCCCUCUCCCUUCUAUCUACCCUGCUACUGAUAACAGGGAGGGAACAUUAACAGGGGAGGGAAGGAAGGCAGUUACGUAAUAUAUGUUUUAGAGUAUAUACAUUAAUUAAGCUUGUAAGGAUUGGUCAAAUAUACAUACUUUUUUACUAAUUAAUUUACUAAAUCAUUCAUUCUCCGCCUGUGAUUGGCAUGUAAUUUCCCCUCGAAGUUAAUUAAAGAGCCAGAAAUAGACGUUGGAAGGUCAUAUGGUGCGUUGAACUGAUAACACGGACAGCCAAAGUAACAGAAUGGCGACCUAGGAAUUGUAGAAGGCAGGGUAGGCAGAGGACCAGGUGGAGAGGCGAAGGAGAAGGUUUGCCGGGACAGGAUGGAGUACGCUAGCUUCAAACAGGGAGGUGGAGGCUGCUCUACCAGAUUGUCGUACUUAGUCUCUUAUGUUUUCCGAUUUCCGACCCCAAAACUAUCUCCCCCACUCCAAUAACUACAUUUAUUUAUAGUUUCCCUUGAAAAGUUUAAUUAUUAGUGUCUUUUUGCUAUAGUUAAGUGUCUAAAAGAGGUAAAUGCAAUGGUGGAUACGAUAAUAUGUCAACGCUGGAUGGAGGACGUUGGGAAAGGCCUUUGUGCUGCAGUGGACUAUUAAUGGAUGAAGGGAAAGGAGAGGAAAGGUGGAAAUUGUCAAACUGAAUAUCUAUCGUGUAUUUCCUCCCUAGACUUACCUAUAUUCUCCUACGUCCCUUUCCUUUCCUUCUCCACUUCCUUCCCUUUUCCCCUUCUUUCCUUUCACAAGUCUUAGGAAGGGAAAGGGGAGAGGGUCAUAGAAGGUCUGUCAAGUAUUUCUUCCUCAUAUUUACCUAUCAACUCAGUCAUCAUCCUUUCCCUUCCCUUCCCUCCUCUUUCCCCCUUCCUCUUUCUGUACGUAAGGGAAGGGAAAGGGGGUAUCAACUCAGCCAUCACCCUUUCCCUUCCCUUCCCUCCUCUUUCCCCCUUCCUCUUUCUGUACCUAAGGGAAGGGAAAGGGGGUAUCAACUCAGCCAUCACCCUUUCCCUUCCCUUCCCUCCUCUUUUCCCCUUUCUCUUUCUGUACCUGAGGGAAGGGAAAGGGGGUAUCAACUCAGCCAUCACCCUUUCCCUUCCCUUCCUUCCUCUUUCCCCCUUCUUCUUUCUGUACCUAAGGGAAGGGAAAGGGGGUAUCAACUCAGUCAUCACCCUUUCCCUUCCCUUCCUUCCUCUUUCCCCCUUCCUCUUUCUGUACCUAAGAGAAGGGACAGGAGGGCAGACAUCCUUCUUACCUUCCCUUUCCCUCUCUCCUUAACCCCUUACAUCUACCUAAAGAAGGGAAAGGGGGCAAACAUCCUCCCUUCCCUCCCUCCCUUUGCCUCUCUCUUUCCCCUGACUGCCAAAGGAAAGAAAGGGAGGGGAAAAAAAAGGGAGCUAUAUAAUGUCUGUUUCGCUCUUCCUUCAUUUCAGACAUCCCCCUUCACCUCCCUCCUCCUCCCCCUUUCCAUUCUUUUCUCCUCUUCCCCCUUUCUUGACCUAAGGGAAGAGAAAGGGAGGGAAAAAAAGGGGGCAAUGGAAUGUCUCACGUAUUUUUUUCCCUUGACUUACCUAACAUCCCCCUUAACCUCCCUUUCCCUUACCUCUUUAACCCUUCCAUCUACCUAAGGGAAGGGAAAGGGAAGGAAAAAAAGGGAUUAAACAAUGUCUUCUGUACCUAUUUCUUCAUCUCAGACAUUCCCCUCCACCCCCUUCCCCCUCCCUUUCCCUUCCACCUACCCAAGGGAAAGGAAGGGGAGGGAGGAAGGGAGGGAAAAGGGACAGUAGAACGUCGGGGCAUUACGCAAGGUAUCGAUCCGUGUUCCGCCAGACGCCACGCCCGCCGGCAGCCAGCCAGCCAGCAGCCUGCCUCAACCCGCCGCCUUGCUCCCGACAUACAGACAGACAGACGGUACAGGCCGCGCCCGCCUUCUCUUAGCCAAUCCCAGCGCCUCCUUCCUAUGACGUCACGUCCUCUCUCUCUCUCUCUCUCUCUCUCUCUCUCUCUCUCUCUCUCUCUCUCUCUCUCUCUCUCUCUCUCUCUCUCUCUUCCGAUACCCCCCUUCCAUUCACUUCCCCUUUCUCCUCUCCCUCUUUCCUUUCCUUUUUCCUCCACUCCUUUCUCUCACUUCUUUUUCCCUCCUCUUCAUCUCUCCAUCUCUCCCUCUUCACUUCUUCCUUCCAUUCUUCUCUUUUUCCUCUCCUCCGUUUUCCUAUUUUGUUUUCUUUUUCUCCACUUCUUCAUUUUUUUCCUUUCGUGUUUCUUUCUCUUCCUUUCUUUCCUCUCCUUUUCCUCCAUCCAUUCCUCUCUCUCUUCGUUUCUUCUUCCAUUCAUCCAUUCUUUGUUUUGUUUUCCCUCCUUUCUCCACUUCAUCUCUUUCUCUGCGUUUCUCUUCCUUUCUCUUCUUCCUCUCCUUUCUUUCUCUCCAUUCCUCUCCUGUCUUUCAUCCAUUCCUCCAUCUUUCUUUUUAUUCCUUUCGUUUCUCUCCAUUCAUUCCUCUUUUCCUUCAUUCUUUCCUCCCUCUUUCUCUCCAUUUUUCUCCUCUUCUCCCUCAUUUUCUCCUCUUCUCCCUCAUUUUCUCCCUCAUUACCUCCGUUCAUCUCCUUUACUCUCAUUCCUCUUCUCCUUCCCUCCAUCCCUCCCCCCUCCCUCCCUCCUCCAAAUACCUCCGGAUACCUCUUUCUUUCCUCUUAUGUGUUUCUCUCAAGAGGAUCAAGUGAUGCCCUCUGUCACCCCUCAAAUUGACUCAGAGGGAGGGGCCGACAGUGGGGUCUAG
Messenger RNA from Eriocheir sinensis (Chinese mitten crab), 2941 nucleotides. RefSeq lists its product as uncharacterized. The record is from RefSeq and is a predicted model, not a curated record. Lineage: Eukaryota; Metazoa; Arthropoda; Malacostraca; Decapoda; Varunidae. The transcript is spliced from 3 exons. Bases 1706 to 2941 code for a protein of 411 amino acids.